GAAAAAUUUGACAGUGCUCUGUAUUUUAUCAACUUAAAUCUACAAAGAAUGGAUAUGAAAGCCUUAACACGAAGUUACUUUUCAUUAUGUUUGAUAGUCUUUAGUGUAACUUCUAUCCAGUCAGAAAAAUAUGAAGUUUCAAAAAAUGUUGAAGUACGUGGAUUUAUUGAAGAUAUAAUAAACUCUACACUAACCAAGAUUAUUGCGAGUAUACCAGACCCAAUUCGUAUACCAUUUAUAGGGGAUGAUUUUGGAAAUUCAACUUACGCAAAUAACAGUCUUAUCAGUGGAAAAUUCAAUGUGUCCAAUUUGGGAAUAUAUGGUCUGAGUACAACGGAAGUUUCUGCAAUAAGUUUCAACCUGUUCACUCAGUCUUUGAACCUGACUUUGAAAUUUUCAGAUAUUAGCACGCAUUUCAAAUAUUGGACAGACUUGGUACUGCUUGAGCUAGUGCCACUCUAUGGAUCUGGAACCAAUACUAUAACUAUGGAAGAACUACAAUUGUUUAUCCACGCGAAAGCAACUCUGGGCCAGAAUUUGGGCCUGAGUAUAAGUAAUGUUUCUGUUAUCCUGAAUCUAGGUGAUCUUUUGUUCGAUAUCAAUGGUUUGAUCGAUGACGGAAUAUUUAGCGCAUUGGUGGACAUCGUUUUAAAUGACAAUGUACAAGAAUUUGUCAAUGGUCAUCAAGAAUUCAUAACAAGAGUCUUCAGUCCUAUAGUACAAGCAGUGCUAAACUAUUUACUGCAUCCAAAUUCACUGUACUACCAAUCGAGUUUGUAUGAAUACCGGGAAAAAAUAAAAAUGCUUUAGCAGAACU
Molecule: messenger RNA, 817 nt
Organism: Phaedon cochleariae (mustard beetle)
Lineage: Eukaryota; Metazoa; Arthropoda; Insecta; Coleoptera; Chrysomelidae
Source: the annotation of a GenBank genome assembly